Molecule: messenger RNA, 357 nt
Organism: Tricharina praecox
Lineage: Eukaryota; Fungi; Ascomycota; Pezizomycetes; Pezizales; Pyronemataceae
Exons: 4
Coding region: 1-357 (118 amino acids)
Source: RefSeq, a predicted model, not a curated record
AUGGCGACAGCCAGUAGAGUGCGAUCGGUCCAUGUAUCCACAACUGCCGCCGCCGCUACCGCUGCCGGCGCCGGCGCCGGCGCGACGCUUUUCCGGUGUCUGCCUGUCUGUCUGUCUGGCAGUCUGGCAGUCUGUCUGUCGGACAUCAAAGAUCAGGAGACGAUCGGGAGUCCUCUGGCAACUCCUGGCGGUGAACAACGGACGAGACGAGACGAGACGCACGAGACACCGCCAAGCUUCGGCGGGCGGUUGCGAGCGGAUACCUCCUCCUACAUCGAGCCUUCCAGGCGAGUGAUCGGAUUGUCGAAAUACUAUUGCUGUGCAGGCACGCAGCACGCACGUGGGCUCGCGGAGUGA